This is a messenger RNA of Opisthorchis viverrini, 210 nucleotides long. RefSeq lists its product as hypothetical. The transcript has a single exon. Lineage: Eukaryota; Metazoa; Platyhelminthes; Trematoda; Opisthorchiida; Opisthorchiidae. The record is from RefSeq and is a predicted model, not a curated record. The annotation marks the transcript as partial.
GUAUCCGACAGAUUUGACGCCAAAUUGAUUGUUCUCGACUGCAAAUCAAUCAUGUGUCCUGGAUACACUGCGGUGCUUCAUAUGCACUCGACCAUGAAAGAGGUGCGACUCCGAACCAUCAUUUGCAGAAUUGAUAAAAAGACCAAUCAGAAAACAGAGAUUAGACCACGGUUCAUCAAACAAGAUGAUGCUGCUGUGGUCCGGUUUGAG